Messenger RNA from Ctenopharyngodon idella (grass carp), 5895 nucleotides. RefSeq names its product NADH:ubiquinone oxidoreductase complex assembly factor 7 (gene ndufaf7). Gene Ontology annotation, cellular component: mitochondrion. NCBI's taxonomy places the organism in Eukaryota, Metazoa, Chordata, Actinopteri, Cypriniformes, Xenocyprididae. Gene Ontology annotation, biological process: mitochondrial respiratory chain complex I assembly. Gene Ontology annotation, molecular function: protein-arginine omega-N symmetric methyltransferase activity. The record is from RefSeq and is a predicted model, not a curated record. The coding region runs from base 181 to 1500 and encodes 439 amino acids. The transcript is spliced from 10 exons.
AUUCCGAAUGAAGGAUAUUUGACAGCGCUGUGUGUGGAGCACAUCGAUGUUCACUUUCGUCAUUAAUGUUUAUAAUUUCGGGGCAUGAAAUAAGUUGUUAAUGAGAGCAACAUGAAGACUAUGCUGAGGCUGAAGCGGCUAAUGCCAGAAGUCCAGGGUUUAAUCUCUUUGUAGAGAGAGAUGACAAAGUCACAACAACUAAGAAAACUGCAUAGUAAUGAUACAGUGCUGUCUGUUGUAGUAAUGUGGACCAUAUGGGGAAACAGAUCCUUCUCAAACUCUUCCAUCCGGAGACUGGAGUCAAACACAUCCAUCCUUAAACAUCUUAUUUCCAAAAUCACUGCCACAGGCCCAAUUUCAGUAGCUGAAUAUAUGAGGGAGGCACUCACUAAUCCAGUGUCGGGAUAUUACGUGAAAAAUGACAUGCUUGGAGCAGGAGGUGAUUUUAUUACGUCACCAGAAAUCAGUCAGAUUUUCGGUGAGCUGUUGGGUGUCUGGUGUGUCAGUGAGUGGAUGGCAGCAGGGAAAUCCAGUGUGUUCCAGUUAGUGGAGCUCGGACCAGGUAGAGGUUCAUUAGCCAGUGACAUCCUGAGGGUUUUCAGUCAGUUAAAAGUUGUCCUGGGAGAGACAGAUAUCUCUGUUCAUCUUGUGGAGGUCAGCCCAAAGUUAAGCCAACUUCAGGCCAAAUGUCUAACUGGAGAUCAGACGUGGACAUGUAAUGAUGAUCAGCCUGUUUACUGCAGUGGCACCACAUGUACUGGCCUGCCUAUAUACUGGUACCACAGGAUAGAGGAUGUCCCGAGGGGUUUUAGUGUUUUCCUUGCCCAUGAGUUUUUUGAUGCAUUACCCAUUCACAAGUUUCAGAGAACAGAGAAUGGCUGGCGGGAGGUGAUGGUUGAUAUUGAUCCUGAAAGUCCAGAAAAACUGAGAUUUGUGGUUUCUCACAGUCCUACACUGGCCUCCAGCAUGCUUAUACAAAAAGAUGAAAACAGGCAACAUGUGGAAGUGUGUCCAGAAGGUGGAGUCAUUGUUCAGAAAAUGGCCAAUCGGAUUGCUGAUGACGGAGGCGCAGCAUUGAUUGUAGACUAUGGGCAUGAUGGAACAAAAACUGAUACUUUCAGAGGCUUUAAAGGCCAUCAACUCCACAAUGUCUUGGAGGCACCUGGCAUGGCAGACUUGACAGCAGAUGUGGACUUCAGUUACCUGAGGAAAAUUACAGGAAAUCAGGUGACCUGCUUGGGACCCAUCACACAAAGAUCCUUCCUGAAGAACAUGGGCAUUGACUCGCGCCUGCAGGUCCUCCUGAGGAGCUGUCAUGACCCCUCCACCAGAGCGCAGCUCAUCAACAGCUAUGACAUGCUAAUCAACCCUGAGAAAAUGGGACACAGGUUUCAGUUCUUCUCUAUGCUCAGUCGAGGUCGGCUGGCUCAAAGGAAAGGGAUGCAACAGGACACAGCGCCGUUGCCCGUGGCGGGCUUUGCUGAGCUGAACGUGCAAUGACAAGACUGUAAAUGGACAAAGAAACAUCCACAUGUUCUGAAAAACUAGACAACUAGAUGUAAUCUUGUGCUACAGACAUGCAUUGGACUGUACUGAUUGUUCAGUGUAGUUGAAAUACAUAUUUUAUUGUUUAAUGGUCUGCACUCUGUUAUUGCAGUAUCAAGCACAUUUCUCCCUUAUCUGACACACUCAGGUCUGUUCCUGGAGCUUUUGAGCUGAUGAUCUGAAACAAGUGUGUUAAGGAAGACAUACAAAAUUUGCGUUCGGUCCCCAGGAUAAAAGUUGAGAACCACUGUAUUAGACCUUUCUUCAAGGUCUAGAAUAUGGUCUGAUAUUUGAUGCAAGUAAACUCUUCUACCAGCUUAAAAGGGUGGGGGAAAAACAGGAAAUAGUAAACAGGUGAUGUUAACAGUGAGCAGAGCUUACUGAAUACUCUGUUGUAUCUUUCUCUUUGAUGUAUUUGAAUUUGUCUGAACAAAGUAAAUAAGUUCUAUAUAACAAGCACCCUUUAACCAGUGUCAGUGCUUGAGCUUAUUAAUGCUCUUAUGACUGAAACCCUUGCAUUCAUGUUCCAGCAUCUAGCUGUAGGCCUUCAUCCAAAAACUGUUCAAAAUAGCAAUGUUUCCCAACCUUGAAGGAACACCAACGGCACACAUUUAGGACCCAUCCAUUUCAGGUCUUAAGAGUCUCUGCUAAUGAGCUAAUGAGUUGUACCUGGUCUGUUUGAUUGGGAAGAGUUUGAAAAAGCUGUCUGAAAUCACCUCAUUUCACCUCACCUCAUAUAUCCUCAUUUACUGUUCCCUACUUUAGCCCAAUAAAAGUCCACUUGAAGGAGUGAAUAAAAACACUUGAGCAAAAUCGAAGUUCGAAAUCAAAGGCUGUACCCUCACAUUUGCCAUCGAGGCUGUCUCAUUUCAGAUAAGCAACCUUUUUUUUUUUCCAUAGUAUGAAAGAAAUUACUGCAAUUUAUGCCUCACAAGAAAUAAGUCAAUCCUAUAAUAUUGCUUCUCUAGACAAAUGUGGGCGACAAAUGUGACCUCUGGAGGGUGCAGCCUUUGACGUGAAACACAAAAAGCCAAACACUCCAAAAGUAGUCGAUCAAGUAAUAAACGAAGCAUGUAAUGUAGCAGGGUUUUACCUGUGACUACUGUGAUCUUACUAAUACCACAGUUGAGUUCUGGAUACAAUGCAUAAACUAUGGUAAAUUUUCAUAAGGGCAACUACAAAAGAGAAGUGAAUUUACUUUACUGCAUCUUGUUUCAGAAUCAAAUUCACAUUCUUACGUGACAAAAUCAUGACCUGUCCCUAACCUCAUCCUUAUGAGGCAUGUAAUAUCAUUGGUUAGAAUGUUUAAGUAUCAUGUGAUGAAUCUUUUUAUUUUCAUAUUCUGAAAUAACCACGUUUUUCUAGUUGUAGUUAUUGCAAAGGAAACAAGUAAAUUUAGCUCAUAGGGGAAUAAUUAAAAUUUAAAGGGGAAUAAUGGAAUUUGUGAGGAGAGGCUACGGAAUUAGUAACAGUGGAUUGACUACUAAUCCAACAAGAAGUUGAAACUUGUGUAUCUCAUUAAUUCUGGACAAAAUAUUACUUCUGUGGCCAUCAGAAAUAUAAAACACUGAUAAGCAAAGUAACAAAUUUGGGCAGUUCAAGGAAAAAAAACUUAACCACACUCUAACACAAAACACAAGCAUACUAGUUAGUAAUGUAUGUCUAUACCCAAAUGUCUAGUGCUGUAAAGUAUUUCUCAGACUAUGACCUGCAUGAACCAUCAGUUAUCGAAUUAAACUUAUUUUGGUCUUUGCACCAGUUCAGCGAGAAUCUGAAGGGUAAUUGUUCCUAUGUUUCUUAUGUUUGCACCCUUUGAUGGGCAUUUACUUUGUGACAGUUUCUGGAGAGGAUUCUGGAUUUGCUGAUAUAUAUAUAUUUUUAUUAUUAUUAUUUUUUAUUAGGUUUAUCAAAAGUAUACAACCCUAUUAACAAAAUUACAAAAAAAAAUAAAAAUAAUGAACAGACAAAAAACUGGUAACACUUUACAAUAAGGUUCAUUAGUUAAAAAUUAAUGUAUUAACUAACGUGAACUAACCAUGAGCAAUACAUUUGUUGCUGUAUUUACUAAUCUUCGUUAAUGUUAGUUAAUGAAAAUACAGUUGUUCAUUGUUUGUUCAUGUUAACAAGAUUUUAAUAAUGUAUUAGUAAAUGUUGAAAUUAACAUUAACAAAGAUUUAUUAAUAAUAAAUUAAAUAAAAUAAAAACUAAUACAUAAUUUGUUAUUUAAGUUAUGUAGACCAUGGAUAGACCACUUUGGUCCUGGAAGGCCAUUGUCCUGCAGAGUUUAGUUCCAUCCCUAAUCAAAAAAUCCUGUCUGUAAUUUUUUUAAGCAAUCCUGAAGACAGGAAAUUAGAUUUUUUUUUUUUAGGUGUGUUUGAUUAAGCAGAAAGUAAACUCAUUCCCAUCCCUGAUUUAGACCAUGUGAACUGGUUUGUGCAUUUGCUGCAGGAUAUGUACUAUGUAAGGAGUAAGGAAGCAUCUUAAAGAGGGGGAGAAUCACGAGUCUAUAGGCAUCUGUUUUAAUUCUUAUUUUGGCCUCCCUCAGUGAAUCUCACUCUUCCUGUCUAUGCCACAGUAUAGAUAAUCAACUCAGCCUAUCAGGCAUCAUUUUUGACUUAUAUGAGUUAUGACUUCUUAAUAGCUCAGUGAGCAGUCCCUCCUGUUGUUCAAGAAUGUAGUUCUGUCUUUAGGGUGACAGAUGUGGUUAAGUCUAUUAGUUAAUAAUUUUAACUAUUUGUUUAUUUUAUUGUACUGAAAAUGGGUUGUUGAUGUGACGGCAUUUUCACUGUCACACAUGACAAAAAUGAAUAUAGUUAGUAUUGUAAUCAUUUAAAAUGCAGAAAAUUGUUAAACAUUUCUUUGCCUGCUGUUAAAAAACUGCUUUGUUAUUAGAUGUUUUUAAUUUUUGAGCCAAAUCUCUAAAUUGUCCUAUGGUGUGACUGGUUCAAUAAAUUACAACUUUUAUAAAUUAAAGAGAAAAGUAUGUGUCUUUUAGUAAAUGGCAAUCCUUUUUUUCUAAAAGUGUACUUGAUACAUUUUGUCACUGAAAACUAUGUCCUCUGGUGUGACGCCAUAUCCUGAUAUUAAAUCGGCCAAUUCCACGGACAAAUUUAAUUAUUUGAAGAACCCCAUUCAUGUUACUGAAGCCCCAUGAGGCCCAUGUGCACAUGGUUAGUUUCUGUCUCAGAAUUGUUCAAAUAUUUAACUUUUUUGGAACCACUAUAUAAGUUUUGUUUUUCUUUUGGUGUGACACCCCUAAAUUAUAUUUUUUUAAUUAAAAUUUGUUUUUGAGAGAAAGAAUUGAGGGAGAGAAAGGACCUAGAAGUAUAGAGAGAAAAUUAACAGGGAUCCACACAGAAGGGAAAAGAUCCUAGAGAACGCAAAGUAUGAUGCCUUAAAAAGAGCAGUCAUAUACUUUAAAAAAAUGUGAUUUUUAAAAACAUGGUUAAUGAUGUAACAAAAUAUUCCUAAUGUUUAAUCAUUAACUAAUUUCUGCAGGUCAUGGAUUUCCAGACAUGUAAUUUAAUAGCCCUGAUAUACAGCAUCCUUAUUAAUAGCCUAAAAGAUUGCUGUGUUUAAAAACUUCAGUCUCUAAUCCGUGUAUAGUGCAUGGCAGUUUAGAGCAUGAAUCAGCAAGGAGUGAAUUAAAUAAAGCAAGGAAUUUGGACUCUGAUGUAUUACAGGGUGCAUCAGAGAGCUGGAGCUGUGGCAUAGAAUUCAUUCACCAAUGUUUUAGGUGUAAACUCAGAUAAUUUUGUCUUUAUUUCUUAGAAAACUAGACUUCAUUUUUUAUUUUGCUUCUCCAAUAAAUGUGUCUUUAAGGAUAUCUGUACUGGAAAACAAGAAAAAUAUUAAGGAACAAUUUUUUGCAGUGCAUGCAACAUUUAAUGCCAUGACUUUAUAAAUUUAAGACUUUGUGCUCUGAUUUAAUACCUUUUUAAGACCCGCAGAAACCCUGAUCUAACUAUUUUUUCUUGUUUCCAGGUUAGUUAUAUUUAUUGUAAAUUAUAUAUAUAUAUAAAUAUAUAAAGGUUUUUAAAAGUGUAAAAAAAAACCCUAAUGGAGAUGGAGAGUUUCAAUAAGUGUUAACAAUGAGAUUGUGGUUUUUAUAAUUAAUUAACACCGCUUUUGUCAUUUUUUACAAGAUGGACAAAAUUUGUCAAUAAAAAGUGAUUUGGUUUAACCAAAAUCCAAAAAUUACAAUAUUUUCAAACAAUGCUAACAGGCUGAUAUCUAGCUAGCCAGCAAAAGGACAAUCAAACAUUUUAUAUUUAGUAAAAGUUUUUAAAAUAUUACAACAUUUUCCAUGUUUUAUAGUGGUUGUACCAAAUGACCUGAUAUUCGGGAUAU